Molecule: messenger RNA, 810 nt
Organism: Serendipita indica DSM 11827
Lineage: Eukaryota; Fungi; Basidiomycota; Agaricomycetes; Sebacinales; Serendipitaceae
Source: the annotation of a GenBank genome assembly
AUGUCUCGCACAAAUGGUGUCAAUACCGGCCUUCCGAACAUAACCGACAUGCCCUCCUUCUUAAUUGCAGUAGAACAGCUCGAAGAGGAGCUCAUCGUCCUCAACGCCAACAUCAACACAAUAUCGCAACUACAAGAGCGGUCUCUUAACAAUAUUGGCGAUAAUAGGGUUCAGAGUGAUCUGGACUCAUUGGUACGAGAAACCAAGGCCAUGGCACAAGGACUUCGGACACGUAUCAAGGAAAUGGAGUCGUUGAGAAGCAAUAGCCGCGAGGGUCAGAUCAGAAAACGUCGGGUCGAGAUCCUCAAGGAAAAGUUUCUUCAAGCAAUGCAAAACUAUCGACAGGCUGAGCAACGAUUUCAAUCUGCCCAAAAGGCACAAAUUGAGCGACAAGUUCGUACCGUCAAACCCUCUGCGACAAACGAGGAGAUUCAGGCCAUUGUGAAUGAUACAUCCAAUGGACAGGUGUUUCAACAAGCCUUGAUGAACUCUGAUCAAUUGGGCAAAGCGAAGACUGCAUACCGAAAUGUCCAAACUAGACAUGAAGAACUUUUACGCAUUACGCAAACGAUGGCAGAGUUAACUCAAAUGAUGAAUGACAUGGCACUCAUGGUCGAGCAAGACCAGGAGAAGAUUGCUCAGAUUGAAAAGAACACUGCAGCUGUCGAGGCUGACACCGAAAAGGCCCUGAACGAGACGCGAAAGGCGCGAACGUGGGCCGAGAAGGCGAGAGAGAAGCGGAAGAUGUGUUUCAUCAUCUCUGUGAUCAUUCUGUUGAUCAUUGCGAUUGCUCUUGCUAUCGUGAAUUGA